Messenger RNA from Culex pipiens pallens (northern house mosquito), 2309 nucleotides. RefSeq lists its product as uncharacterized. Lineage: Eukaryota; Metazoa; Arthropoda; Insecta; Diptera; Culicidae. The record is from RefSeq and is a predicted model, not a curated record. The transcript has 3 exons. Gene Ontology annotation, cellular component: nucleus. Gene Ontology annotation, molecular function: zinc ion binding. Bases 165 to 2150 code for a protein of 661 amino acids.
UCAGUCAGUGUCCGUUCGUCGUCCGUGUUUGUGUUAUCGUUUUUGUGAAAGCCCGGCGGCGGCGGCGGUGGCGCCCCCCAGAAUCCCAGAGUGCACUUGGAAGGCAUCCAACAAAUUCUUGGAAAAGGCUGCCCCCCCGAAAAAAAAAACGUCCGGAACAGUGGAUGGCCGCUUCAACGAGCUGGUACCCUUCGGCGGUCGGCAAUUUUGGAGGCGACGUCGAUUCCCCGGAGCCGGAGCUGCUGCAGUCCCACGGCGGCAGGAUGCAGGUGGUCAGCGCCAGCCAGCGGUUCUGUCGGCUGUGUUUGUCCAAGGAGCAGCAGCUGAAGCCGAUCUUCCCACCGGACGGAACACCGGACGAGUCCUUGCUGCAGCGGAUUUUGUCCUGUUUAACGAUUACGAUCUCCUUCGACGACGACUACGACACCUUCAUCUGCCGCAUCUGCAGCCAGGAGGUGACCAAGUUCUUCCUGUACAAGGAGCAAUGCCUGGCGAACGACUCGAUCAUUCGGAACCGACGGAAACCCAGCAAGGGCAUGUUCUACGACGAGGAGGGGUCCAACGGGUUAGGCGUUAGCAUUCCACAGAACGGGAAUGGUGGAGGCGAUGUGGUGGAACUAUCGGACGACAGUGAUGUUGAGCAGGGCGGGCCCAACUGGGAAGAGGAAGGUCAGGGGGAUCCUAUUGACUCGGACGAGUUUGACAUCCGGGAGGAGGAGAGUGGGGACACUGCGAGGGAUGCGGAGGAGUUCAACGACGCGGAUUCGGACAAGGGAGAGGUUGGUUCGUUGCUCAAGCCACUGCCACGGAUGAGGGCUCGUCGGGAUAACGUGCAGGACUUUUACCACGGUGGGUUUCGGUACACGUGCGCGACCUCGCGGGCAAACGGGAAGAUUCACUGGCGGUGCAUGUACAAGUCCAAGCUGAAGUGCCGGGCCGCGAUUCUGGUGGCGUCGAAUGGGAGCGUUUCGAGAGGACCGAAUCGCCACAACCAUAAGCCGGAAGCGAAGACAAAUCAGAAGACGUCGGAGGGAGUUAUUCUGGACACGCACACCGGCCGGAAGGUCCACUACCGGUUGAUUACGAGCGAACGUUCCGGCGUGCAUCCAGUUCAAGUUGUUUGCAACGGGUACAAGUACCGGUACGCGAGGACAACCCAGAAGAAGACGACCUACUGGCGCUGCAUGAAACACAACGGCAAGGAGAACUGCAAAGCGGUGGUCUCCUUCCGGUUAGACUUUAGCAGCUGUUCUUCGAACGGCAACUCGCACAACCAUCCGGCACAGUACGACAUGCAGCAACUGCAGGACGAGGAGGAGGAGCAGGUCGCGGAACCGGAAGUGAUGCCCACGUUUGGAAUUCUCAAACCGGGCAAGAAGCUGGCGCACGCAAUCAGGAGCAACGGAAGUUCCAGCUCGGGCGAUGGGUUUGGCAAGACCCAGAUCUCGCUCAAGGGCAGUGGCCGCUGGAACGUGAUGAUCCACAAGGGGUACGAGUUUGGGUUUCCGCGGGCCGACAAGAAGAACAACAAAUGGGCAUGCUACAAGAAGAGUCUGUUCAACUGUCCGGCCAAUGUGACCACCAACGAGACCGGGCGGGUCAUCAAGGAGAGCGAUUGGGCGCACAAUCAUCGGCCGAGUGACGACUACGCCAAAACGGACAUCAUCGAGGGCCAAAUGCAGGACGUCCGGAACGAGGGCCAACCGGUGUACUACAAGCUGAUCCCCGGCAAGCGGGGCCAGCGCUUUGUCCUGUACAAGGGCUACCGCUACUCGUCGGAUCGGCUCAUCAGCGACGGGCGGAUCGCGUGGAAGUGCACCAAGUGCAAGGUGUUUGUGAUGAUCGGCGGGCGGUUCGCGACGUUCGAGGAACGGGGCGACGAGCACGAACAUCCGGUGCUGGAGGAGGACGACGAGUCGAUGCCGUACGAUGCGUCGCUGGUGGACGCGCUGAUGGCGGUCGAGGGGGGAGAGGAGGAAGGGGACGAGGGCGCGGAUGAAGACGGGAGUCAGGAUGUGGUGGUGAAGGAGGAGCAGUCGUUGGUGGACGAGGACAGCCAGGAGGCGGAUGGUGAUGGAGAUGGAGAGGACGACGAGGAGGAUGAGGGAGAGGAAGACGAGCUGAUCAUUCCGGAAGUGAUGGUGGAGUGAGGUGGAGUUUGGGGUUUUCGUUAGACUUUAAGGUAAGUUAUGUUCUGUCUUUUCUUCAGAAACAGUCAGUAGAUAAUAAGUUUGGGCUGCACGAAUGGUUUUGCAAUCAUUUUUUAUCGUGUCAUUAAAUGUGUACAUAUUUGGAAAAAUGUUCAAAUA